AAUCAAUUGCAGGCCCAACAGCCCAGACCACAGAGCACAGAGCAGUCGCACCACCGAUCCACAGAUCCACUGAUCCACCGAUCCAACAAUCCAACGAUCCACGCAAUUGUUGCAGCCGAUAUCUUAGCUUCUUUUUUUUGGGCUGUUUACCUUUUUGGCAGCCAAAAACGCCGCACCCACACACACACACACUCUCCCAGUCCCGCUCACACCCACACGCUCCAGAGAGAGAGACAGCAUGAGGCAGCCGAGCAGACAUCAAAUCGUGGCGCUCGUCCUCUGCAGCGCCGUCUGCCUGAUUAGCGCCGUCCCGCUCCCACAGCCCGCCGGCAACCAGGAACUCGAUGUCCUGCAAAUUCCGCUAGCCAAUGGCAAGGAAAUCGAUGUCUUGACAUUGGGCGCCAAAGACCAAGAAACAUUGAUAGCCGAUCGCAACAAACGAACGAUUGGACUGCUGCGCGAACUGUUCCCCGAUAUUACCAAGAAUGGAGCUACCGAUACCCAGAUCGACUUGUCAGCCAUCAACAAACAAUUGGAGGAGACGAUCCGAGUGGCCCGUCAGGUGAAGGAGGCGGAAGCAGCCGCCGCCGCCGUGGCCGCCCAAUCCCUGUCACCAACCUCCGCAUCCUCCGCCUCCUCGCCGAUCGCCCAGGCGCCCAUUCCCCUGAAAUCCAACGAACCCAUCCAGCUGAGCUUCAACAACGAACUGCCCAGCGUAUCGCCCUCCGCCGGCGUGGAUGUGAAGGCGCUGAGCACCAACGAUUUGCAGCUAUCCGAGUCCAAGUCGCCGGCGAUCGAUGAGCUGACCCUCGACUCUGCGGAGGAGACCGCCGAACUGGAUGAUCGCAACAAGAGUAAUCUGUUCAAAAGGUUCCUCAGCUUCGGCGGUGCGGGUCUGGCCGGUGGCUCAAGCGGCGGUGGUGCAGGUGGAGCGCCUAGUGGAAAUGCCCUGGGUGGAGGCUCUGGCAAUUUCCUGCUGGAUGUUGUAAGGCUCUUCUCGGGCAGCGUUCAGACCCAGCAGGGCGAUGAGGCGGCCAACUCGGUGGGGGGUGGUGCCAGCAGUGGCAGCAGCGGAGGCAGUUUGGGCGGGGACGCUGAUGCGGAUGGCGAUAGCACCCGCAAUGCCGACGGCUACACCGAGGGCAUUCCCGGCCCAGUCACGCGCCUCGUCGUGCUGGCCAACCGCGGUCUGGCCAAUCUCGUCCAGGACUUGAUACUGCGCGUUGCGGCCACCAGCGAGAAGUUCGUGAACUUCAAGGCCAAGCUGAUAACGGCGCUGAUCUAAGGUCAAGGGUCAGCAUCAGCACCGAUCGGCCACGCCCUCGCCCGAAUUAGUCAAGUCACCAACCUGUACAGAGUCAAAUGCAACAGAUCACCCUCUCUCUAUCUCGCUCCCUCACCCACCCCCGACUGUCUCUAUCUCCCUCUGUCCCGCCCCCAAAACCCACACCCACACACACACGCCUACUCACUCACACGGAGACAAUUUUGUUGAGCAUCAAUUCGAUCGAAGAAAUUUCCCGGCCAAUGUCAACAUAUAUUUUUUUUUAAAUUUUUAGCAAAAUUUUUUAUAACAAAAACGUAUUUAGUUCAAGUAGCUAAACAAAAAA
This is a messenger RNA of Drosophila elegans, 1610 nucleotides long. Its product is annotated as keratin, type I cytoskeletal 10. The record is from RefSeq and is a predicted model, not a curated record. Bases 239 to 1285 code for a protein of 348 amino acids. The transcript has 7 exons. NCBI's taxonomy places the organism in Eukaryota, Metazoa, Arthropoda, Insecta, Diptera, Drosophilidae.